AUGCGUCAAAAAAGAGCAAAGUCUUACAGAAAGCAAAUGCUGGUGUAUCAUCACAACUUUAAAUUUAGAGAACCAUAUCAAGUUUUGGUAGACGACAAAAUCGUUUGCGACACGCACAAGGCAUCGUUUGAUCUUGUAAAGGGCCUUCAGCGGACUUUACAGGCUGAGGUGAAGCCCAUGAUAACACAGUGUUGCAUCCAGGCUAUUUAUGAAACCAAGAACCAAGAGGCUAUUGAUUUGGCCAAGACAUUUGAGAGAAGGCGGUGCAAUCAUCCGCCCAAGGAAGCCAAGGCUCCGCUAGAGUGUCUGGAAAGUGUGGUUUCUAUUAAUGGGGUCAACAAGCAUAGGUAUGUCGUGGCCAGUCAGGACCCGGAAAUACGCAGUACGUUGCGCAAAGUGCCUGGCGUCCCCAUGAUUUUUAUGAACCGCUCUGUUAUGGUCAUGGAACCGCUCAGUAGAUCGAGUGACAAGAUUAGUCGUGACCAGGAAAAGCUAAAGCUAUAUAAAGGGCUGAACGACCCCAGCCUGGCCGGUAAACCACCCGUUGAAGAAUCAAAAGGAAAAGCUUCGCAGUCAUCCACAAUGCCAAAUAGUUCCGCAAAUCUGAAGCGUAAAGGUCCCAAGGGUCCUAAUCCAUUGAGCAUAAAGAAGAAGAAAAGCGAUGCGGCGCCGAGCGAGACAAAAACUAACGCAAAGAGAGCCUCUAACGCGGACUCUUCCUCAGGAACCUCCUCGUCCCGCCGCCGUAAACGGUCUCAUAAGUCAUCUGGCUCUCGCCAAACGGAGCAACAAGACAACACGCACGUUGCAGCUACAAACGGUGACCACGCCGACGCUGGUGCCAAGUCGAGCAACUGA
Lachancea meyersii CBS 8951 is the source of this 858-nucleotide messenger RNA. NCBI's taxonomy places the organism in Eukaryota, Fungi, Ascomycota, Saccharomycetes, Saccharomycetales, Saccharomycetaceae. The record is from the annotation of a GenBank genome assembly.